AUGUCGGUUAUCAGGGCAGCCUUGGAGGGUGAAGGAAUUUCACAAUCGGCUCAAGAACUCAUCCUCAGCUCCUGGAGGCAAGGUACCCAAAAACAAUAUCAGACAUACUGGAACAAAUGGCAAAAGUUUAGUCGUGAACAAUCUAUUGAUCCCGUUCACCCAUCUGUGAACUAUGUUUUGGAUUUCUUAUCCAAAUUGUACAAAGAUGGUUUAGGCUACUCUGGCAUUAAUACUGCUAGGUGUGCCCUAUCUGCAUUAAUAACAAUCGAGGGAAACAUUACAGUGGGGAAUCAUCCUCUUGUUCAGAGACUUGUUAAAGGGGUGUUCCACACCAGACCAUCCUUACCUCGUUAUCAAGACACUUGGGAUACCAACAAAGUAUUAUAUUAUUUGCAAAGUUUCCCUGAACUUCAGAGAAUUAAACUACGUGAUCUAACCUACAAAUUAGUAAUGCUAUGUGCCCUAGUUACGGGGCAACGUUGUCAAACUUUACACCUCAUGAGUUUGGACUCACUAGUAAAGAAUUCAUCCGCUUACCAGUUUGUUAUAAACAAAUUGGUAAAGCAAUCUGCACCAGGCAAGAAGCAACCUGUUCUGGUUAUACCAAAAUUUCCUGAAGAUCAAAGGUUAUGUGUAUAUUCAGUUUUAGAAGAGUAUCUUGCUCGUACAAAGGCAUUGAGGUCACAUUCGUCCACAUAA
Messenger RNA from Paramuricea clavata, 699 nucleotides. Lineage: Eukaryota; Metazoa; Cnidaria; Anthozoa; Malacalcyonacea; Plexauridae. The record is from the annotation of a GenBank genome assembly.